Molecule: messenger RNA, 2342 nt
Organism: Tarenaya hassleriana
Lineage: Eukaryota; Viridiplantae; Streptophyta; Magnoliopsida; Brassicales; Cleomaceae
Product: RNA-binding protein 28-like
Exons: 18
Molecular function (GO): RNA binding
Source: RefSeq, a predicted model, not a curated record
CUAUGGGGAAGAACAGGAAGACGAAGAGAGAUGGAGAAGAAAAGUCUCAACACUGUGCCGCCACUGUAUUCGUCACUGGAUUGCCCUAUUCCUUCACCAAUCCUCAGCUUGAAGAAACCUUCAGCGAUGUUGGUCCCGUCAGGCUUUGUUUUAUGGUCACAAAGAAAGGAUCAAAUGAACACCGUGGCUUUGGGUUUGUUAAAUUUGCUUUAGUGGAUGAUGCUAAACGUGCCAUCGAGUUGAAGAACGGUUCUACUGUUGGGGGUCGUAAGAUUACAGUUAAGCAUGCCACGCAUCGUGCUCCUCUGGAGCAGCGCCGUGCAAAAGCAGCAGAAGGGGUAUCAUCAGUCGACCAAUCAGAGACAAAGAGUGACAAGGACAGUGUGAUCCCUGAGACUGAGAAGCAAGCCCAUACCCCAGAAAAAAAGCUAGAGAAACAGGUUGAACGAAAAAGACCAGCAAAGCUGUGUGUUGAUUUAAGGGACAAAGAAGCUUGUUCAGAGAAGCAAAGAGUUGCAAGAACUGUGAUAUUCGGUGGCCUUCUUGAUGCUGAGAUGGCGGAGAUGGUCCAUCGGCAUGUGCAAGAGGUUGGCACUGUGUGCUCCAUCACAUAUCCCCUUCCAAAAGACGAGCUUCAACAAAAUGGUCUUGCUCAAGAUGGGUGCAGGCUAGAUGCCUCGGCUGUUCUGUUUACAAGUGUCAAAUCUGCAUGCACUGCUGUUGCAACAUUACAUCAAAAGGAGAUAAAAAAGGGAAAUAUCAUUUGGGCCCGUCAGCUUGGUGGGGAGGGCUCCAAGGCUCAGAAAUGGAAGCUAAUUAUCAGAAAUCUUCCUUUCAAGGCUAAAGCUAGUGAAAUAAAAGAGACCUUUUCAGCAGCAGGGUUUGUCUGGGAUGUCUAUAUUCCUAAAAAUGCUGAAACUGGGCUACCUAAGGGUUUUGCAUUUGUCAAAUUCACGUGUAAGAAGGAUGCAGAAAAUGCAAUUCAAAAGUUCAACGGCUACAUGUUUGGUAAAAGACCAAUUGCUGUAGAUUGGGCUGUACCUAAAAAUCUUUACACAGGUGCAGCUGAUGUUCUCGUAGCUUCAGCAGAUGGGCAAAGGAAUGAAAGUGAAGUAGACAGUGACUGUAGCAGUGUAGAUAUGGAGGAGAUGGAUGAUGAUGCUGGAGAAAACAACAAGCCUUCUGGAGAUGAUAAUGAUGAUGAUGGUGAUGAGGACAAUGCUGAAUCAGGUGAAAUGGGAACAUCCAAAAGGGAAGGUGGUGCAAGUGAUGUUAAUUUGGAAGACGAAGCAGUUGUUGCGAGAAAGGUGCUUAAUAACUUGCUUGCAUCUUUAAAAGAUCCUCUUACUUCUCAUGAUGGUGAUGCAGAGGAGUCUGAUGAAAACAAGAUAGUGGAUUCAUCAAUUGAGUCUCUUGGUGACCCUUCCAGUGUCUCUGAGCCUUCAAAGUUCAGUAAAACUAAAGAGAUGAUUCCUAAAGAAAAGGAGGGAAAUGACGAUUUACAGAGAACAAUAUUUAUAGGCAACCUUCCAUUUGAUGUUAAUAAGGAGGAAGUCACACAAAGAUUUGCAGGAUUUGGGGAAGUUGAAUCUUUUCUUCCAGUUCUCCAUCCGCUCACCAAACGACCAAGAGGAACUGGCUUUCUCAAGUUCAAAACAGCUGAUGCAGUAAAUGCAGCCAUUUUAGCUGCUAGUGUCACAUCAGGUGCUGGGAUUUCUCUUAAAGGCAGGCAACUGAACGUUCUGUGUGCUUUGGAUAAGAAAUCUGCACGCGAUAAAGAACUCGAGAAGACCAAGGAAACGAAUCACGACCAUCGAAAUCUGUAUCUGGCUAAGGAAGGUCUGAUCCUUGAUGGUACCCCUGCUGCAGAGGAUGUUUCUGCUGAAGAUAUGGAGAAGCGACGAAGAUUGCAUGAAAGCAAGAUGAAAAAGCUUCAGUCUCCUAACUUCCAUGUAUCUAGAACAAGGAUUGUCAUCUACAAUUUGCCAAAGUCAAUGUUCGAAAAGCAGUUGAAACAACUUUGUGUGGAUGCUGUAAUAUCACGGGCUACAAAGCAGACACCUUGCAUCCGGCAGAUCAAAUUUUUAAAGAACGAGAAGAAAGGGAAGGUCGAUACGAAAAACCACUCGCGUGGAGUUGCUUUUGUGGAGUUCACGGAUCAUCAACAUGCACUUGUGGCCCUAAGGGUCCUUAACAACAACCCUGAGACAUUUGGGCCUCAACACCGUCCCAUUGUAGAGUUUGCGGUCGAUAAUGUCCAGAAGCUGAAGAUACGAAAAGCUAAGCAGCAGUUUCAGCAGCACAAAAAAAACGAGGAGUCAGAGGAGUUGGAUCCGAAUGCU